AGUAAUAAUUAUUGUCAAUUAAUUAAUUAAACAAAUGCAUCAUGAUUGGUGGAAAAACAGUACGUGCAAAUUACGUACACAUAAAUGAUCCGUCAGCAUCAUCAUACUUGUAUGAAAAUCAUGAUAAAAAUCAUCAAUUAGAUAUAAAACAAAAUCAGGAUACACAAGUGUUACUUGUUAAUGAAUCAAAAGAUGGAUUAUUACAUCCACGAGCACUUUUAUUUUUGGCUUUAUGGUAUAUUUUUAGUGGAUGUACACUUUUUUUAAAUAAAUAUAUUCUAUCAUAUAUGAAUGGUGAUCCAACAAUUUUAGGAGCUUUUCAAAUGUUGGCAACAGCAGUAUGUGGAUUUAUACAAAUGUAUUAUCCAUGUGGAAUGUACAAAUCAACAUCAAGACUAGUCAGACCACCUGGUUUUUAUAAACAUAUGAUAUUAGUUGGAUGUACAAGAUUUACAACAGUUGUACUUGGUUUAAUUGCAUUAAAUUAUGUUGCUGUUAGUUUUACAGAAACAAUUAAAAGUAGUGCACCAUUAUUUACUGUUGUCAUUAGUAGAUAUCUUUUAGGUGAAAAAACUGGUUUAUAUGUUAAUUUAUCAUUAAUUCCUGUAAUGGGAGGUUUAGCAUUGUGUUCAGUUAAUGAAAUUAGUUUCGAUUUACGUGGUUUUAUUGCUGCAAUGGCAACAAAUUUAACUGAAUGUUUACAAAAUGUUUAUUCAAAAAUGCUUAUAAGUGGUGAUAAAUUUAAAUAUACACCAGCUGAAUUACAAUUUUAUACAAGUCUUUCAUCGAUAUUUGUACAAAUACCAGUGUCAUUGAUAUUUGUUGAUUUAUCAGCACUUCAACAUUCCCUAAGUAUUCCAGUAUUAUCAGCAUUUAUUUUAAAUGGUAUAUUCUUCCAUUUUCAAAGUAUAACAGCAUAUGUACUUAUGGAUUAUAUUAGUCCAGUAACACACAGUGUUGCAAAUACUGCUAAACGAGCAUUUUUAAUUUGGCUAUCAGUUAUAUUAUUUGAUAAUCCAAUAACUGGAUUAUCAGCACUUGGAACAUGUACAGUUAUUGCUGGUGUACUUUUAUAUAAUCGUGCUCAAGAAUAUGAUAGAAAUAAAAUGAUGAAAAUGAAAUUUAAUUCGAAAAUUAAUAUACAAUAA
Molecule: messenger RNA, 1148 nt
Organism: Aphidius gifuensis
Lineage: Eukaryota; Metazoa; Arthropoda; Insecta; Hymenoptera; Braconidae
Product: solute carrier family 35 member E2A-like
Exons: 5
Coding region: 42-1148 (368 amino acids)
Cellular component (GO): Golgi apparatus
Molecular function (GO): antiporter activity
Source: RefSeq, a predicted model, not a curated record